This is a messenger RNA of Saxophila tyrrhenica, 636 nucleotides long. RefSeq lists its product as uncharacterized. The coding region runs from base 1 to 636 and encodes 211 amino acids. The record is from RefSeq and is a predicted model, not a curated record. Lineage: Eukaryota; Fungi; Ascomycota; Dothideomycetes; Mycosphaerellales; Extremaceae. The transcript is spliced from 2 exons.
AUGGCCAGCAUGCAAGAAAAAGCCAUCGCUAUCACAGGCGGUGCAAGCGGCAUAGGUCUCGCAACAGCGAAGAUCCUGGCGUCUCGAGGAGCUAAAGUCAGCAUCUGCGAUGUCUCCAAAGAGAACUUGACGAAAGCCAAGGAAUCCAUUGAUGGCGACGUCCUCGCAUGCAAAGUCGACGUAAGGAUCCUGAAGGAAGUCCAGGACUGGCUGAAGCAGACCGUCGAUAAGUUCGGAAGCCUGGAUGGGGCGGCGAACCUGGCGGGAACCAUUGGGAAGAAGUUCGGACAACAUGCGAUCGAUGAAGAGGAUGAGGAGAUGUGGGAUUUGAUUAUUGGGGUCAACCUUACACACGGCGUAGUAGCCCUCACCAAAACCGCCGCCAUCGACUUCGGAUCGAGGGGCAUCAGAAUAAACGCCGUUGCACCUGGUAUUGUCGACACGCCAAUGCUCGAGUCUGCUACGUCUUUCUUUGGGCCAGGCUCGUUCGAAGGACAGACCAAGACGAAGCCGAUUCAGAGAAUGGCUCAGCCCCAGGAGGUUGGCAAUACGAUCGCUUUCCUGCUCAGUGACGAUGCAAGUUUUAUUACUGGGUCGGUUUACGAGGUUGAUGGUGGUUGGACGGCUGGUGGUUGA